Molecule: messenger RNA, 1143 nt
Organism: Anarrhichthys ocellatus (wolf-eel)
Lineage: Eukaryota; Metazoa; Chordata; Actinopteri; Perciformes; Anarhichadidae
Product: guanine nucleotide-binding protein G(q) subunit alpha-like
Exons: 7
Coding region: 1-1080 (359 amino acids)
Biological process (GO): adenylate cyclase-modulating G protein-coupled receptor signaling pathway
Cellular component (GO): heterotrimeric G-protein complex; cytoplasm
Molecular function (GO): G protein-coupled receptor binding; GTPase activity; GTPase activator activity
Source: RefSeq, a predicted model, not a curated record
AUGACUCUGAGCUCCAUGGGGGCUUGCUGCCUCAGCCCGGAGGCCGGAGAAGCUCGCCGGAUCAACGAUGAGAUCGAGAAGCAGCUCCGCCGCGAGAUGAGGGACUCCAGACGGGAAUACAAGCUGCUGCUGCUCGGAACUGGUGAAAGUGGGAAGAGCACUUUCAUCAAGCAGAUGAGGAUCAUCCACGGCCGCGGGUACUCCGACGAGGACAAGAGAGGCUUCGCCAGGCUGAUCUACCAGAACAUCUUCACGGCCACGCAGGCCUUGAUCCAGGCCAUGGACGCACUGCAGAUCUCCUACAAGUACGAACACAACAAGGCAAACGCCAGCAUUGUCGGCGGCGUCGAUGUGGUGAGGGUGACCACGUUAACGAGCCCUUACGUGGAGGCCAUCCAGAGCCUGUGGACCGACCCGGGGAUUCAGGAAUGUUACAGUCUGAAGAGGAAAUACCAGCUGUCAGACUCCGCUAAAUACUUCCUGAAUGACAUACACCGAAUUUCUGAUGCUUCUUAUCUGCCAACCCAGCAGGAUGUCCUGCGGGUCAGGGUGCCCACCACGGGGAUCCUAGAGUACCCCUUUGACCUGGAGAACGUGGGCUUCAGGAUGGUGGAUGUGGGCGGCCAGCGCUCGGAGAGGAGAAAGUGGAUUCAUUGUUUUGAGGCGGUCACUUCGAUUAUGUUCCUGGUGGCGAUCAGCGAGUACGACCAGGUCCUCGUCGAGUCCGCCAAGGAGAACCGCAUGGAGGAAAGCAUGGCUUUGUUCCAGACCAUCAUAACCUCCGGGUGGUUCCACCUGUCCUCAGUCAUGCUGUUCCUCAACAAGAUAGAUUUACUGGAGGAGAAAAUCCUGCACUCGCAUCUGGUCGACUACUUUCCUGAAUACGAUGGUCCCCAGAGGGACGUCAAAGCAGCACAACAGUUCAUCUUGGAUAAGUUCGUCAGUCUCAACCCCAACGAGAAAAGAAUCAUCUACUCCCACUUCACCUGUGCCACAGACACAAACGACAUUCGCUUCGUCUUCAGAGCGGUGAGGGACCACAUCCUGUGCAGCUACCUGAUGGACUACAGAUUUGCUUAAAGAAAGACGGUGCUGCUGCUGUAGGCCAUCGGCGGUGAACCUCACGCAGGAAAUUGAGAAGCU